Molecule: messenger RNA, 897 nt
Organism: Ustilago hordei
Lineage: Eukaryota; Fungi; Basidiomycota; Ustilaginomycetes; Ustilaginales; Ustilaginaceae
Exons: 1
Coding region: 1-897 (298 amino acids)
Source: RefSeq, a predicted model, not a curated record
AUGGUAGAAGACACCAAAAUAAGGAACAAAGGAAGCAGAAAAGGCAAGAACACCCAGGUUUGGGUAGACAAUGAUGCCACAAAUGAGAAUGAGCUGGAGGUCAUCAACAAUGAAGCCAACAAAGACACCAACUCUGACUCUGACUUCGAUGAUGGCAACAAGCAAUAUAACUUUUGCACCCUAGCAAAACUCCUCGAACCCAUGCCAAAGCUCACAUCAUGCAGCUAUUAUAGCUGGAGCACUCAUGUGAAAUCUUUCCUCCGAUCUGUGCCCCACGCGAUGAAACAUCUCGAGGGAACAUAUGACAAGAAGCACCCGAAAUGGAGCUGCUCCCUCGAUGAUGCUUUAAUUAAUGCCCUGCAUGGAACAAUCGACACUACCAGAGAACACAAUGUAAAUUACCUUGUUCUAGAUGUAAUCAAAGAGUACCUUACUUUCAAUCAAGUAUGGAGAAAGAUUGAAAACAGUCUCACAAACGAAGCCACCAAAACGUCUCACAGACUUGCACUCAUCUCACAGCUCAAUGAUACAAAGAUGUUUCACUCAGAUGUCAGAAAGCUAAUUCAAGAGAUCUGGUCCAUACAGACUGAAAGCAGCCUCCUCGGCAAACCAUUUGCCAAUGAUACAUUGUUCUUGGCUCUGCAAAAAUGCACGAUCCGGCAUCCAGUGUAUAAGGAGACAGUCACUACUGUCCAUCAAAUUGACUUCAACACCCUCACCACCACACUAAGCAUCCAGCAGACCACUGUCAAGAGUGUUCCCAUGCAAAAGAUCGACCCCCAACAAGCCAGCGCUAGAACUGCUGGCAAUGAUGAUCAAAAUGAACGGACUGGAGAGAUCGAAGCUGAGGCUGACAACAGCCACAUGAGCUCGAGGAAUGCAGGCAGACCACACUGA